Lathyrus oleraceus (garden pea) is the source of this 1672-nucleotide messenger RNA. Its product is annotated as auxin efflux carrier component 5. The record is from RefSeq and is a predicted model, not a curated record. Gene Ontology annotation, biological process: auxin polar transport; auxin export across the plasma membrane. Bases 181 to 1302 code for a protein of 373 amino acids. Lineage: Eukaryota; Viridiplantae; Streptophyta; Magnoliopsida; Fabales; Fabaceae. Gene Ontology annotation, molecular function: auxin efflux transmembrane transporter activity. The transcript has 5 exons. Gene Ontology annotation, cellular component: endoplasmic reticulum; plasma membrane.
GUGGAAUAAACGUAAUGCUUUGUUUGUAUAGUUUUUUGUCUUUUCCAAAAUGUUUACAUAUAAAUACAUGAUAUCAACUUACUCAUAGUUUUAUAUCAUGCAUUUUGUAACUAACAAUCUUUAAGCAUAUUGUCCAAGAAAUUGGAGAGUUUUAAAGUGGACAAAAAGAAGAAGAAAAAAAUGAUUGGGUGGGAAGAUGUGUACAAAGUAAUAGUAGCAGUGGUGCCACUCUAUUUUGCACUAGUAUUAGGUUAUGGUUCCGUAAGGUGGUGGAAAAUUUUCACAAGAGAACAAUGUGAUGCAAUAAACAAACUAGUUUGUUACUUCACAUUACCACUCUUCGCCUUCGACUUCACCGCACACAUCGAUCCAUUCAAGAUGAACUUCUUGUUCAUAGGCGCGGACACUCUCUCGAAGCUAAUCAUCGUCGCGGUGAUUGGGCUUUGGGCUAAGUGUAGUAGCAAGGGAAGUUCUAGUUGGUCUAUAACAAGCUUCUCUUUGUGUACUCUAACAAAUUCUCUUGUUGUUGGAAUACCAAUGGUGAAACCUAUGUAUGGAGCCUUAGGUGUGGAUCUUGUGGUACAAGGUUCGGUUGUUCAAGCUAUUGUUUGGCUCACUUUGCUUUUAUUUGUGUUGGAAUUUAGAAGAACGGGUUUGGAAGGUACUAUUAGGACUACUAGUAAUAGUUUGAAACCAAAGGCUAGUAGUAUUAGUAGUGUGAUGAUGGGUGAAGAUGAAGAAAGGAAGGAUUUGGAGGUGAAUAGAAUUGGUAUGGAUGUGAUAUUAGAAGAUGGAAGUAGUAAGCUUCCUUUCUUUGAAUUGAUGAAACGUGUGUGGCUCAAGUUUAUAGUGAACCCAAAUUCCUAUGCUUGUGUUGUUGGUAUUUCAUGGGCUUUCAUAUCUAAUAGAUGGAAUUUGGAAUUACCAAGCAUGGUAGAUGGAUGUAUUUUGAUCAUGUCAAGAGCUGGGACAGGCACUGCCAUGUUUAGUAUGGGUAUUUUCAUGGCACUUCAAGAGAAAGUGAUUUCUUGUGGACCAAGUUUGACUCUAUUUGGUUUGGUUUUAAAGUUCAUUGCUGGACCAGCAGCAAUGGCUAUUAGUGCCAUCGUUGUAGGAUUGCGUGGUGACGUUUUACGAAUUGCCAUCAUUCAGGCAGCAAUUCCACAAUCCAUCACAUCCUUCAUCUUUGCUAAAGAAUAUGGAUUGCAUGCAGACGUUCUUAGCACUGCGGUGAUAUUUGGAAUGAUUGUUUCUCUACCGAUCUUAGUUGCCUUCUACGCAAUAUUGGAGUUCAUUCAUUGAUUCAUAAACAUACCUUUUUGCAACUUAAGCCACAAUAUUAAGAACAACAAUUCAAAAUUUCUUCUUCAAGUUGAUCAGCUAAAAAUCCAUCAUGGAUAUCUUCAAGUGCUUGAAUUUAUUUUGAUUAUUAUGAUUUCUCUUAGGCUCCUACUCAAUUAUCACAUCAAAUGUUUCAAAAUCUUGAAACUAACUAUUCAUGUUUUCUUCAAUGUUAAACAAUUAUAUUUUUUAAUGCAAUUUUAUAUAUGAGAUUAAUUGUUAUUGAAAGUGUAUAGUUUUGCACACAUGUAUCCAAAUAAAUCAAACCAUAUGUGAUAAUGUGAAUAUGAUAUGUUGAGGAACGUCCCAAGUAAAGUUGUUAUUUUAGAUC